AUGAGCAGCUAUAGGUGGGAGGUAGGGACACUUUAUGCAUCCAGACAAGAGUUUAAGGAGACUGUGCUGGCAUAUGCAGUUCAUACGGCUAGGAGCAUCAAAUUGAAGAAGUGUGAUUUGGUCAGGAUUAGAGCUGUGUGUCAGAAGGACUGUCCAUUCUGGCUCUAUGCACAUAAGGUUGGGGAUGAAUCCACAUGGCAGUUAAGAAGCUUGAACCUCCAACACACCUUCAUGCAAACGCACAGAGUUGGGAUACUACACACUAAGUGGCUUGGAGCGCAGUUUAAAAAGAAGGUAGAGUCUAAUCCCAGGAUUAAAAUAAGGGAGUUACAAGCAAAGGCACACAAGAAAUGGAAUGUUACUGUGACCAAGUCCAUGGCAGCCAAGUCUAAGCAAGAGGCACUAAGUCAAAUCCAGGGUGCAUUUAGGGAGCAGUAUAGAAGGAUUAAUGACUACUGUACGGAGAUUUUAAGGGCCAAUCCAGGUUCAUCUGUCAGCUUGAAAGUGAUUAGGAGCCCAGACUUUGUCCAGGAGGUCCAGAACCUAGAAUUGAUGAACUAUUGUGUGUUCCAGAGAUUGUAUGUCUGCUUCAAUGCAUGCAAGAAGAGCUUCCAACAUGUCAGACCCUUUAUCAGCUUGGACGGGUAUUUCUUAAAGACUCCUCAGGGUGGCCAGUUACUCACUGCAAUAGGAAGAGAUCCUAAUGACCAGAUCCUUCCCAUUGCUUAUGCGGUGGUUGAAGCUGAUACCAAGGAUUCCUGGAUUUGGUUUCUGAGACAAUAA
Molecule: messenger RNA, 783 nt
Organism: Arachis ipaensis
Lineage: Eukaryota; Viridiplantae; Streptophyta; Magnoliopsida; Fabales; Fabaceae
Source: RefSeq, a predicted model, not a curated record